AUGUCACAAGAUAUCACCGUUUACAAAUCAUUUGAAGAAUUCUACCCAUUCUACUUAAAGGAACACUCAAAUAGAACCAAUAGACGUCUUCACUUUAUUGGUACCUCUUUGGGAGUAUUGUUCUUGAUCUAUUUCAUCUUGACCAAGCAAUACAGUAUGCUUCUUGUUCCAUUCGUCUUUGGUUACGGUUUUGCCUGGGUCGGUCAUUUCUUCUUCCAAAAGAACAGACCAGCCACAUUCAAGUAUCCAGGUAUGUCUCUCCGUGGUGACUUUACCCUUUGGUCUCAAAUCUUGUCUGGUAAGAUCAAAUUCUAA
Cavenderia fasciculata is the source of this 315-nucleotide messenger RNA. RefSeq lists its product as uncharacterized. The transcript is spliced from 2 exons. The record is from RefSeq and is a predicted model, not a curated record. Lineage: Eukaryota; Evosea; Eumycetozoa; Acytosteliales; Cavenderiaceae. The coding region runs from base 1 to 315 and encodes 104 amino acids.